UCGCUAGUCGGCUACUCCUGAGGUGCAAAGUGCAAGCGGCAAACCCACCCAACCGCUCCUCCGCGGCCUGGUCGACGGGUCAUCCUACUCACGCAGUCACGCUCACGCACGCCCCCGCUGGCCGCCACCGCCCCCCGCCGCAUCCUGUGCUCUCAUCGCGCCCACACCGGCCCACCUCGGGCGCGUCCCGCCUCCGCCCCGCGCUGGCUGUGGCUGUCCGCCGGCCGUCCUUGCUCGCCGCCGCCACUCGACGACCGAGGUGGGUCGUCUUAGGGGUUAUUGCUUCAAUACGGCGGCGAGGUUCUGGAAUAGUUGUGGUGGGAAGGGCUGAACUUCCGUGCCUGUGAUCAACUCUGCUAUGCGUCUCACCAUUUCAGUAUAAGGAAACACACCAUAUUAUCAGUUUACACCAAUGGCAACAAUUACGUAGUGUUCAUUCUUUGUCAAGUUGGUUGGAGCAAAUCCAGGGAUGCCAUGUUCCGGGCUUUUUAUGCUGCUUUGGAUGGUCAUCAAUUUUGAAGAAUUGGACUGGACAGCUUGGAUCAAGGUAGAUACACAGAGGACUGGAGCUUGACAAGCUGUUGGGUAUUUGGUUCGGAGGUGUGGAUCCAUACUGAUCUCCCUAUUAUUGGUGCACCAUGAAUGGUGUGCAGAGCUUAGAAUCUCUGGCUGCUGGGGAUGGCAGGCAUAAUCUUUUACGUACCCUUGGGCCUACACUCCUGAUUUCAAUGGGGUAUAUUGACCUUGGAAAAUGGUUGGCGACUGUAGUUGCUGGAUCUCGGUUUGGGUAUGAUCUUGUGCUGGUGGUGGUGCUUUUCAAUUUCUCAGCCAUUCUAUACCAGUAUCAGUCGGUUUAUAUAGGCGUGGUCACAGGAAAGAAUCUUGCAGAGAUUUGCCACCAGGAGUAUAGUCGGACAAUCUGUUUUGUUCUUGGUCUUCAGGCAGGACUGUCCUUGUUUACUGCAGAACUGACCAUGAUUGCAGGCAUAGCAAUUGGGUUCAACCUUGUGUUUGAAUAUGAUGAUCUCAUCACAGGCAUAUGUUUCUCAAGUGUUGUAGUUAAUCUGCUACCAUACGCUAUCUCCCAUCUGGACAAGAGGAUGGCUGGAACACUCAAUGCUUGCGUAGCAGGCUUUGCACUUCUUUGUUUCGUGCUAGGUUUGUUAGUCAGUCAACCAAAAGUCCCCAUCAAUGUGAAUGUGACGUUCCCCAAGUUGAGUGGUGAGAGUGCUUACUCACUGAUGGCACUUCUUGGCGGAAAUGUAAUAGCAAACAACUUUUAUGUUCACUCAUCAAUGGCUCAGGUCCAAAGAAGAUCUCCAGCUCCUACCCUUGGUUCCCUGUUUCAUGACCAUCUGUUUUCUAUAUUAUUCAUAUUUACUGGGGUUUUUCUUGUGAACUAUGUUCUACUAAGUUCAGCGGCAGAUGAAUCCAGUAACAUAACACUUGUCAACUUUCAAGAUGGUAAAGAGUUAAUGAACCAGAUAUUUGUGAGUCCUGCAGCACCAGUUGUGUUGUUAGUGAUCCUUCUCUUUUCAAGCCACAUCAUCUCACUGACAUCCAUUAUUAGUAGUGAUGUGAUUUCAAAGAAUUUUUUUGGUGUUAAACUGCCUCAUUCUGCACAUCAUCUGCUACUUAAGGGUUUCGCUGUGAUUCCUACUAUCUACUGUGCAAAAGUUGCAGGUUCUGAAGGGAUAUAUCAGUUACUUAUUAUCUGCCCAGUUAUCCAGGCUAUGCUCCUUCCUUCAUCUGUUAUCCCCCUUUUUCGUGUUUCCUCAUCAAGAUCAAUAAUAGGAAGCUACAAAAUAUCUUUGUAUGUUGAAAUAUGUGCCGCUCUUGCAUUUCUUCUUAUGCUAUUUACAAAUAUCAUUUUUGCGGCGGAAAUCUUAUUUGGUGUCAGCACCUGGACAAACAAUCUCAAAGGAAACACUGGAGGCCAUGUUUUACUUCCAUAUACUGUCAUGGUCCUAGUUUCUCUUGCAACUAUUGUUUUUACACUAUUCCUUGCUGUUACUCCACUAAAGUCAGAAAGUAAUGAAGCUGGAACUCAGGAGUUGUCUGUGCACUCACAGAGAGAACCAUUGGACAGUACUCAUCAUAGAGAAGAGACUUAUCUGCAGAAUGUGGCACAUGAAGAGGUCCAGCGGCCUUCUGUUGAUGCUGUUCCAAAGGAUUCAUUGGAAGGACAUCACAAGUCAGCUUUGGGGCAUACCGAGGGUUCUGACAACUCUACAGAAUCUGAUCGUGAUGCACAGCCACCAACUCCUCAUAGGGAAAUUAAUCCAGAAUCUCACCCCUCAUCAUCUAUAUUCCACAAGGAGCCAAAAUGUGUUGAGGUUGGUUCAACAGAGGCAAUGUCAAAGGUUUCUACUGAUGCCGUAGUAGAACAAAGUACUGCAGAGAAUAUGAAAGUGAAGACAGAAACUGAGAAGAUUGUUCAAGUAGAACCAAAUGUUUGCACACAGCAGGAUACUGAGGUUUCACAUGAUUGGGAAUUUGAGAAGUCUCCUGGAGGUAGGGCACCUUCUUUCACUUCUGAUGAUCUACCAUCUCUUACGUUGAGCAGGGGGGAUGACACUGAUGCUGGUAAUGUCAGUGGUACUGUUAUCCCCUCAAGACAGUCUGCGUUGGGCCGUGCAGCAAAGAGGCAGUUAGCCGCAAUUCUUGAUGAGUUCUGGGGGUUUCUUUUUGAUUAUCAUGGUAAGCUUACGCAAGAGGCCAACACUAAAAGGGUCAGCCUUUUGAUUGGACUGGACUUGGGAGCAGCUGGUUCUGCUGUGAGAAAAGAUAACCUAUCCAUUGAAGCAUACAGGAGCCCCAUGAUGAGAGAUGAAAUGCUUGGGUCAGCUACUGUACUGAACACAUGGGACUCUCGUGAUAAGGAUCUCUCUGAUCCAGACAGGGGUUAUGGGCUCCAGAUGGGUGCCAUGGGUUCACCAACCUGGUCUCAAAGCAUGCAUUUACCGAACAGAGAUAUCCCAAGUUCAGGCAGAACCUUCAUUGAGCAAAAUGCUGAACACUUCUCAAGUUUCCAUGCGCCAUCAUAUCCAGAUAACCAGUUUUAUCAACCUGCUACCGUUCAUGGGUAUCACCUAGCAAACUAUUUGAAAGGCAUGAAUGCAAGUCGAAAUCUGCACUCAAGCAGCCAACUGGACCCACGGCAACUUCCUAUAUCUCCUGAAUCUGCUACUAAAUAUACCGCCUCUGUGAUGAAUGCUCGUAACCAGGAUGUGCUUGGAUCACUGGGAGCUGGCUCUUUGCAAAGCCCAACCUUGAACCGCUUAAGUACAAUAGCAAUGGAAAGAUCUUAUUACGAUCCUACCUACAUUGGUGAGGGUGAGAGUGUAGACUCAUCUGCUUACUCAAAGAAGUACCACAGUUCACCUGACAUAUCUAAGGUUAUUGCCGCAAGCAGAAAUGCUGUUCUGAAUGAAGCGAAUUUAGGCGGUCCUGCUGCAAAUCUGUCAUAUCUUAGUAGGUUGGCAUCUGAAAAAUCACGGUAUGUGGACUCAGCGAGCGGGGCCUCAUCUCCACUUAACUUGCUCUCACAUCAUAAUGCUCAGAAAGGUAUGUCUAUGCAGUCGAGUAUGAACACUAACACCAAAUCCCUUUGGGCCCAGCAGUCGUUUGAACAAUUGUUUGGUGUGCCAAGUGUAGAGUUGAAUAAAAGAGAAAUGAACACCAGCCGGGGAUCAAGUAGUGCCACAAAGGAUGAUUUCUCUUACGCAGCGUGUGAGGCAGAACUUCUUAGCUCACUUAGAUUUUGCAUCAUGAAGCUGUUGAAGCUGGAAGGAUCAGGUUGGAUCUUUAGUCAGAAUGGCGGUUGUGAUGAAAAUCUAAUUGAUCAACUCUCUGAAGCCGAGAGAGUUUCACGAGAAAAAACCAGUGAUGAAAGAGAUGCCAAUGCUGUGUGCAGAGUGCCCAAUUGUGGAGAUGAUUGUGUUUGGAGAGCUUCACUUGUUGUUAGUUUUGGUGUCUGGUGUAUCCACCGGGUGCUAGACCUUUCAUGUGUGGAAAGUAGGCCAGAACUAUGGGGGAAAUAUACUUACGUUCUCAACCGUCUACAGGGAACCAUUGAGCCCGCAUUCUCCAAGCCCCGGAGACCCCUAUCGGGGUGUGCCUGCCUCGCGAACGCAGGUGUGGUUGGCAAGCCCAUCCCCGGAAGCUUCACCACGGCAGCUGCGAUCCUGGAGGUGAUCAAGGGCGUGGAGCAGGCCGUCUCUGCCCGCAAGGGCCGGAGUGGCACGGCUGCUGGAGACGUCGCCUUCCCCAAGGGGAAAGAGAACCUGGCCUCCGUGCUCAAGCGGUACAAGCGCAGGCUCUCCAGCAAGACGCCGGCAGGGCGGUAGAACAAGAAAAAAGAUCCUGGACACGCAUGCUGUUUUUGCUGACUGACUUAGCGCCGUUGUAGGCUGCGUGCCAUUUUGCUGCUUCUGGUUCUGGUGUCAUUGGUUCCAGGUUUUUUUAAUCUCCUUUUUGGCCCUUGGUCCGUC
Molecule: messenger RNA, 4493 nt
Organism: Panicum hallii
Lineage: Eukaryota; Viridiplantae; Streptophyta; Magnoliopsida; Poales; Poaceae
Product: protein ETHYLENE-INSENSITIVE 2-like
Exons: 8
Coding region: 639-4349 (1236 amino acids)
Biological process (GO): metal ion transport; ethylene-activated signaling pathway
Cellular component (GO): membrane
Molecular function (GO): cadmium ion transmembrane transporter activity; manganese ion transmembrane transporter activity
Source: RefSeq, a predicted model, not a curated record